Physcomitrium patens is the source of this 1205-nucleotide messenger RNA. RefSeq lists its product as uncharacterized. NCBI's taxonomy places the organism in Eukaryota, Viridiplantae, Streptophyta, Bryopsida, Funariales, Funariaceae. The record is from RefSeq and is a predicted model, not a curated record.
GUCCCGGACGGAUCCCACAUGGGGAGAUUUCCUCGCCACGCUUUUGCCUUUUCUUUUAUGUGCGAGUCGGUGUCUCAGCUUUGGGCUCGCAUUGGGAUCGGGGAUCUUCGUCACGUUCCAAUGCUUAUUCGGUGUUUGUAAAUGGCAAACGUGGUGACGUUGCUGAAUGAGCUGAGAUCUCCCCGAUUCUGAUUAGCAAUUUUCUAUUUGAGCUGCGGGAGAUGAAUAAUCCUUUGCCUUUUCGGUCGGUGCACUGCCGUUGAUAGUCUCAGGUUAUUCUCGUGCAGUGUGCAUGCCCCAUCACGUCUUGUGGAUAUGAGACGGUCUACUUCCAGGUUUCCGUGAGAAGCCGGUGUUUUUCAUCCUGAGUUGUGCAAGUUUUUUUUUUUUUUUUUUUUUUUUUUUUUCAAGUAAGAGUCUAGCUUCGUUUCUUGGUUCCUCGGAGCCUUGAAUUUUAUCGACCUGUACUGUGGAAGGGGCUCCUUGUGCGGAGGCAGGUGUUGAGUUUGUUGAAUUAGUGCUGUGUGAAUAUUGAACCCAAUCAUCCCACAAUGGGAAUGUGCGUCAUCAAAGGUCCACGGAUACUCCAUGAAGAUGGCGACGGGGAGCUUUCUCCGAGGAGCGUCACAAGCAGCGCCAGCAGCAGCAUUAGCAGCAGUACGAGUGAGGACUGUGGAAGCCCCACACAUCAAGAGCUUGAGACACCAGUUGCGUCACCGGUCCAAUGCUACUCAGAUGGGGCGAUUUGGCAGCGAAUGAUUUCCAAAGUCGCCAAGUCGGCGGUGAUGUUGCUUAUGCAUCGAGGAACUAUGUUUUGCCCAAGGCAGGGAUUGCCAGGAUCGAAUGGUGACAAUCUAACACUCAAACAUAUUCUUCAACUCUGAUAGCAACCUCGAAUACGGUGGAGCUGGAGUUGAUUUUAGAGUGGGAUUUUGACACCGAUCAUUGUACAUGCUCAGAGUAGACUGUCACCGAAAUCCUCUUUCUUCGAUGUGAAACGACGACGGCGUUUUUUAGGGUUUGUUUGGCUUUGUAGCCAUGCUGUAGAUUAGCAAUCUUACACUCGCAUAGAGUUUUUUCCUUAAUGAAUUAAGGUUGUGUUGCAAUCAACCUGUUGUAUUUUGUAUUAUAUGCGGUGCACACAUGAGAAUCGGAAUUGUUCUCUUACCGAAUAAACUCUGGAAUCGUUUGGCUUCGAGAUUGAA